Molecule: messenger RNA, 3669 nt
Organism: Aedes aegypti (yellow fever mosquito)
Lineage: Eukaryota; Metazoa; Arthropoda; Insecta; Diptera; Culicidae
Gene: Tfb1
Product: general transcription factor IIH subunit 1
Exons: 5
Coding region: 332-2191 (619 amino acids)
Biological process (GO): nucleotide-excision repair; transcription by RNA polymerase II; transcription by RNA polymerase I
Cellular component (GO): transcription factor TFIIH core complex; transcription factor TFIIH holo complex
Source: RefSeq, a predicted model, not a curated record
AUAUUUCUUGAAUACAAGUAACGACGAUGUGCGAUGUGAUUAUGUGUUGCAACAAUAAAAUAAAAAUGUUCUCUCUGAAUCAAAUUGCACAUGGCGGCCAUAAAACACCAUGGAAGAAGCUCUCCGUAGAAAAUAGACCAAAAACAGAUAUCCCGCCAUCGAAGCAUCGCCGAAAAGCAAAGCAGAAAAGCACCCCACGAAGCGCAUCUUUCUUGCGGGGGCUUCUACUGGGAGCUGCCUCGGAGCGCCGCCGUGUCCGUGUUGGCAAUCCGCUCCGCCACGGUCCCACCACCACUUCUCGGUCAGCUCGGAUUUCGGGUAAAUCGUCACGAUGACCACCACCCGGGAGGACGUCCUUCUGCAGAUGGGCGAAGUGCGCUACAAGAAGGGCGACGGGACGCUCUACGUCAUGAACGAACGCAUCGCCUGGAUUGCGGAACACCGGGACACGGUCGCCGUGUCCCACCGGUUUCAGGAUAUCAAGAUGCAAAAAAUCUCCCCGGAGGGAAAGCCAAAAAUUCAGCUGCAAGUGGUCCUGCACGACAGCAACAGUUCGACGUUCCACUUCGUGAACCGGAAUGGCCCUUCGGCGCAGAUGGCCGAUCGGGAUAAGGUGAAAGAGCUGCUGCAGCAGUUGUUGCCGAACUUCAAGCGUAAGAUAGACAAAGAGCUGGAGGAGAAGAAUCGCCUUCUGACGGAGAACCCGCAGUUGCUGCAGCUGUACAAGGAUCUCGUCAUCACCCAAGUGCUGCCUAGCGAUGAGUUCUGGGCGUCCCAUGCGAAACAGUACAUGGCGAAAGAGCAGAACGGCAAGCAGGAUAUCGGAGUAUCGGGAGCAUUCCUGGCGGACAUCAAACCCCAAACGGAUGGCUGCAACGGGCUGCGGUACAAUCUCACGUCGGACAUAAUUGAGUGCAUCUUCAAGACGUACCCGGCCGUCAAACGGAAACACUCCGAGUACGUGCCGGCCAAGCUAACCGAGUCGGAGUUUUGGACCAAGUUUUUUCAAUCGCACUACUUCCACCGGGAUCGAAUCGCGGCCGGUACCAAAGAUAUCUUCACCGAGUGCGGCAAGAUUGACGAUCAGCAGCUGAAACAGGCGGUGCAGGAGAAUCUCGGCGAUCCACUGUUGGAUAUUCGGUCCUUUGAGGACAACACCCUGGAGGAAGGUUUCUGCAGCAGUGCCGCCUCCAGUAACAAACAGACUGUGAAUAGUGGCAACAUUGUCCACCAGAGCAUGAUCAAACGGUUCAACCAGCACUCGUUCAUGGUGCUGAAAACCUGUACGGACGUUAAGACACUCAACCGAGGAAUCGGUGCGAUCCUCAACGCCACUCCUGGAGUGAAUCCUCCGGUCAAUGGGGAAAUCAAUGGCCUCAAAGAGAAAUCCAAAGGAGCCUUGAACAACAACAACAACUUGAUCAACGGAUUCAGCAAGAAGGAGAAACGAGCCCACGAGAACAACCACAUUGCCAAUGGGGAUACCAACGGGGCCUACCACGGCCCGGAGGAACCUUUCGUAGAACCAACGAUCAAACGGGCCCGUAUCCUCGAGAAAAUCCACUACGACGAUCUGGAGGAUGACAACGACGCGAGCAAACAACCCAAACAGCUGAGCCUUACAAAAAUCGAACGCUACCUACACGGACCGGUUCCGUCGGCUGGGGCGAUGUCAGCGCCCAGCAGUGGCGGCUAUCACGAUACUCAAUCCGACCACGGUCUGCACGAUCUGGACUCGGUCAACGCGUACAUUCUGCAGUCGACCGGAUCGUGGAACAACCGGACACCGCACAAGGUGCUGGUCAGCGCCAAAUCGGCUGUGAAUGCCCUCGGGGAGCUCAGCCCCGGUGGGGCACUUAUGCGGGGCUUCCAGGAACAGAGCUUAGCUCAACUAGUGCCGCCGGACAUCGAGAAGGAGAUCCGCAAUCUCUACCUGUCGCUGCUGGAGCUGCUGAAGCACUUCUGGAAGUGCUUCCCGCCGACGACGCCGCAGCUCGAGGCGCAAGCCAUCCGGAUGCACGAAACGUUGCAGCGAUUUUCGAUGGCCAAGCUGAAGCCGUUUGAGGAACGUGCCAUGAGGGAACUGUUGCCAUUGGGCGCGUCACUGACGCAGCAUUUAAACCAGCUCCUGCAGUCGGCGAACCGGAAGUUUGCCACCUGGCAGGAACGGCAGCGCCGUUCGCACAGGUAGCACCACCACUCGCCGGCCUGUCCGUCCCCGGCAUCGUCGACGUCGUCGGCUUCCUCAUCCCCGGCACACCACCAGUUGUCCUCGUCGUCGUCGUUGUCCAAUCACCACCACUACUACAAUAGCAAUGCCCAUCUGUUUCUCUACGGCUCGACAAAGCGCCAUCACCACUAGAAUUACGGUGUUUCGGAACGCCCAUGGCCGAGUUGAGAUUCGUGGUUACUGAGCGACCGCCCGCCCGCAUUAUGUGUCAUUAUGAUUCCAAUCGCUGCUGGCUGGAGAAAAGAACGAAACGAAGGUAUGAUCCUUGAUUUUGAACUUGGAAUAUUUCCAGCUUGUUUAGCGAACGCAACAAUUUUCUGUCAAACAGUUUAAACUAUGGAAACUAUUUGGGGCGAUUGAACAGAAAACAUUCUUGGGGAAAGAUGUACUGAAAGUUAGUGAUCAAAUCAUUACACAAAAUUAUUGAAGAAAAAUGAAUGGUUAAGGAGAAGGAAGAAACCGAUCUAUGUAGAAUAGGAGAAGAAAAAAGCAUUAACCGGUUAGGAAGUGAUAUUUCAAAAGAUGAGAAAAUAAUUGCUAUAACAAAAAACAAACGUGAUCAAUUCUUGAUGAAUUGAACCGUUGGAACUGGUGUUUUGUUUUCCCCUUAAUAAAUCUCUAGGUUCGUUUUUCAGUUCUCUGUAGAUAUGCAUAUUAUUUCCUGUUUCUUCCCUCGCUUCAACAAUGGGGAUGGUAUCCGAAGAAGAUAAGUUACAUUUUAUAUGCAGGUAAAAGAUUCGAAUACAAUCAAACGACUCUGAGCAUGCCUCCUACACUAAUUUUCCUCAACUGAUACCACUUUCUUUUUUUUAAUUAGAAUAGCUUAUAGAGUGAUGAAUCGUUUAGAACUUGUGUUAAAGAUCACGACCAUUAGUUACUGUUUCUUUUAUCGUAUUGCUUCCGUUUUGCCCUUUGGGAAGAUACUUUGUUCUUGAUUAUUAAGAAUACAUCGUUUGCUAUUUUUUAAUAUGUUACCUUUUCGUCGUUUCUUUGGAAACCAAUAAUACCUAUUCAUAAAAAAAGCUUCAGAUUUUGGAAAGAAAGCAACGACGUACUAAAAUUGUAUUUGAAAAGUCUGAACAAGCAGCAGAUGCAAAAAUUAAUUGAAGAUAAUAAAGUCAAUGAUAGGCAAGCAGAAUGAUUUGCUUAGUUACGGCUACGGGGUGUUACACUUGGAAGAAAAGGGUCCAGCAGCGAGGGUGAAGAAAGAUAGGAAGCAAAUAAUUAAGCAAGGUGAAGAAGAAUACCAUCAGCUGCAAAAACUAAAUGAAAGUAAUAAAAGCGAACACUGAAAAAAAACAAAACACUCAGAUACGCAAACACAUCUUACAAGAAACACACAUGUAUUCAACAGUAUAUCGUUUGUACGACAAACCGAACACAGCAGAUUGAAGAUACAAUUGAUAGAACACAAAAAUAUAAAAAAUCAUGAAUAAUUA